This is a messenger RNA of Lacerta agilis (Sand lizard), 1445 nucleotides long. It is a transcript of the gene MAPRE2, whose product is annotated as microtubule associated protein RP/EB family member 2. Gene Ontology annotation, molecular function: microtubule plus-end binding. Gene Ontology annotation, biological process: spindle assembly; regulation of microtubule polymerization or depolymerization; protein localization to microtubule plus-end. NCBI's taxonomy places the organism in Eukaryota, Metazoa, Chordata, Lepidosauria, Squamata, Lacertidae. The transcript is spliced from 8 exons. The record is from RefSeq and is a predicted model, not a curated record. Gene Ontology annotation, cellular component: cytoplasmic microtubule; microtubule plus-end; spindle midzone. Bases 278 to 1129 code for a protein of 283 amino acids.
GCCCGCCGCUCCCUCGCGGCGUGCCAGGACCGCCCCUCCCCGGAGUAACCCGCCUCGCCCGCCCGGCUUGAUUCACGUGGCUCUCGGGGUGGAGCGGCAGCCAAAGCGGAGACCGAGGAGGGUGGGGGAAACAAAAGGCAGCUGUCAAAGGAAGAGAGCGGCGCGUUUGGCGGCGGCGGGAGCAGCGGCCCAGCCCGGCAGGAGCAGAACUGAAUUGCUGCAAAGAAUCAUUUCAUUCUAGCAACUGGGGAAGGUGCAUGAAUGCACAAAUUGGGGAAUGGCGGUCAACGUGUAUUCUACCUCUAUAACCCAAGAGACUAUGAGCAGACAUGACAUCAUUGCAUGGGUGAACGAUAUAGUAUCUUUAAACUACACAAAAGUUGAACAACUAUGUUCAGGUGCAGCUUACUGCCAGUUCAUGGAUAUGUUGUUCCCAGGCUGUAUUAGCUUGAAGAAAGUUAAAUUUCAAGCAAAGCUGGAACAUGAAUAUAUUCAUAACUUCAAACUUCUACAAGCAUCAUUUAAACGAAUGAAUGUGGAUAAGGUAAUUCCAGUGGAGAAAUUAGUGAAGGGGCGCUUCCAAGACAACUUGGAUUUCAUACAGUGGUUUAAGAAAUUCUUUGAUGCUAACUAUGAUGGGAAGGAAUAUGAUCCAGUGGAGGCCCGGCAAGGCCAAGAUGCUAUUCCACCGCCUGAUCCUGGUGAACAGAUCUUCAAUUUGCCAAAAAAAUCUCAUCACGCAAACUCUCCUACAGCAGGUGCUGCCAAAUCCAGUCCUGCUUCAAAACCGGGCUCCACACCGUCUCGUCCAUCUUCAGCAAAAAAGACACCACCAAGCAGCUCAGCAUCCAAAUCUGAUAAAGAUUUGGAGACACAAGUCAUACAGCUCAGCGAACAGGUACAUUCAUUAAAACUUGCACUUGAAGGUGUGGAGAAGGAAAGGGAUUUCUAUUUUGGAAAGCUAAGGGAGAUCGAGCUUCUCUGUCAAGAACACGGGCAGGAAAAUAAUGACCUUGUCCAGCGGCUAAUGGAAGUACUGUAUGCUUCAGAAGAACACGAGAGCCACACAGAUGAACAUGAAGGUGAGGACCAGGUUCAUGAACAGCCCCAGCAGCAGGAAGAGUACUGAAAAAGCCUGGCACAUUUGCUACUUUUUAAUUUUGUGUGGGAACUUAUCUUCUGAAGAAUGGAACGUGUGUGGCCUCAGACUUGAAACCAAUCACUCUCAGUCUGCCAUUAACAUAAAUGUACCAUAGUGAGUGUCAGCCAGCAGCUGCAUUCUGUACCCAUCCUUUGCCAACAUGUGUUUGCAGAAGUCUCCUUUCAGGAUAUGCACCUGAGAAGGUCUCCGGGCUCUGUCCCCAUUUUCUACCAAUGCAACUUCAAAUAUUUGGCUGCUUGAGAUUUGUUCAGCUUUUAAAAAUAUAUAUAUAUAAUAUAAUAUA